Molecule: messenger RNA, 3434 nt
Organism: Myripristis murdjan (pinecone soldierfish)
Lineage: Eukaryota; Metazoa; Chordata; Actinopteri; Holocentriformes; Holocentridae
Gene: zbedx
Product: zinc finger BED-type containing X
Exons: 2
Coding region: 139-2061 (640 amino acids)
Molecular function (GO): DNA binding
Source: RefSeq, a predicted model, not a curated record
CUGAACAAAGGCCUGCCCCUUUUCAUGAGGCUUUCUCUGCCGCUAUCGUUACUUUACAUGUAAUCGCGAUUACUAAAUCGGAUUACGGUACUUUUGUUAUAUUUUAAAACGUAAGUAACCGUGGAAAUAGCGUCCGAAAUGGAUACGGCUCACAAUGAAACCAGCGGUGAGACCCGAUCGGCAAUACAUUCUUGGCGGUAUCGCCACCAUUUUACGUACAAGGCAGAUCAAGGAAAAAAUAUCAUCGUGCAGUGUAAUCUGUGUUUACCGAAGGUUAAUCUUCUGUCAACGUCCAAGACCUCAACAUCAAACCUAAAGAAGCAUUUAGACAGAACACAUCUGGGAUGUGAUGCCAAGCCUGAUGGAGUCAAGAGGGGCAGGAAGAAAGAGGAGCACAACGGUGAGGCCAGCAGGCACAGUCAGCUCAAAAAACUAAAAGCAGAAAUCAUUUCCAAAUGCAUGACACAAACAAAGAUCGAUGAUCUUAUCUUCAACUUCAUUGUGGAGGAUUGCCAGUCGUAUUACUUGCUGGAGCAGCCUGGCUUCAGGAAACUGAUUGAGGGCUUAACGGAGGGGCUAAAAUCCAUGGACAGAGUGACCCUGUUCACCAAGGUGGACUUGGGCUUCUCCAGCAUGCGAGAGGAGCUGAUGGCGAAACUCAGCAACGUGCAGUACGUGUGCACCACGGCCGACAUCUGGACGGCGAACAGCAGAAGCUACUUUGGAAUGACCUGCCACUGGAUCGAUGCAGAUUCUCUGGAAAGGAAAUCCGCCGCCCUCGGGUUUGCUCGUCUCCAGGGCAGAAACACGUAUGACACCAUCGCCGGGCGGAUACAUGACAUCCACGUGGCCUACAAUAUAGAAAGUAAAGUUCAGACCACAGUCACAGAUAACGGCAGUCCCUUCGUCAGCGUGUUCAAAGAGUUUGCAGUAGACAGCCAGGACAGCGACGAUGACAUAGGCUUCUACGAGAACGUGGGCGCCAUCCUGGAGGGUGAGCCAGAGCAGGACAUGCUGCUGUUUCUGCCAACCCUGCAGCGAUGUGCCUCACACACUCUGGAGCUGAUUGUCACCGAGGACUUUUGGCAGGCGGUGUCACAGGGUCCCAUGUGCCAGUUACAUUACAGCACAAUGUCCAAGGUGUAUUCCCUGUGGAGCAAAUGCCACCAUCUCCAGAUUGCUAUGGAUGCAGCUGAAGACAUAUCAAAGAUGACACUGGUUGUUCCCGCAGUCAUCCGCUGGAACGUGGAGUUCUGCGCGGUGCAGAAGAUCGUCUCCCUCACAGAGCGGGAGCUGACGGAGCUGUGCGCCCGCCUGGAGGUGCCGCGGCUGCAACCCGAGGAGAUGGCCUUCCUGAGGGAAUAUGUCACUGUGUUCCACCCACUUGCCUUUGCACUCGAGCUCUUCCAGGCUGAGCAGAAGUGUUACCUGGGUCUUGUCAUCCCCACCAUACUCAGUCUGAAGAACAAGCUAAACGAGCAGAGAGACGGAGCAAAUUACUUUGGUGAUGUCAUCAAUGCCAUUGUCAUGGCAAUAGAUGUGCGGUUCCAGGAGCUGUUUGCCAGCACAGAAGCAAAGAUCGCGACAGCCACGACUCCUCAGUUCCGCUUGUGGUGGAUGCCUGCUUCAGACAGAGAUGAAAUGUGCUCGGUACUCACCACAGAGGCAUCACAAAUAGAUCCCUGUCCUGAAACCGAGGCCAACACCAGCUGCAGUUUGUCGACCAUUAAAUCUGAAGACGACUUCUUCAGCUACGGGCCCGUGAAGCCUGCCAGUCAGAAUCAACAGCGGGGAGCAGUGGAAGAGGUCCGCAAAUACCUGGAUGGGACGGGGAAGAGUCUUGAGUGCCUGCAAGACUUCCCCAGAGUGAAGCAGCUUUUCCUUAAAUACAACACCACUCUGCCCUCCACGGCUCCCGUUCAGCGUCUGUUCAGUCAGAAAGGAAACCUAGUCACCUCGCAGAGAAACUCUCUGACUGACGAAUACUUUGAACGCAUUCAGCUUUUGAGAUACAACAGCAACGUGUGCUCUUUGAUCAGUGAACAGAGACAUUUUCAGUGACUCUUCUGUUUUUCAUCCUUUUGAAUGAUGCAGAAUCAAAUCACAGUGUGCUAAAAUCUGAUCAUGAUAAAAAAUUGAGUUGCAUCUCAUUUAAAAACAGUUAAAUCCAGAUCUGUUUUAUACAUAUACAAAUAUAAAUAUAUAUAUAUAUAUAUAUAUAUAUAUAUAUACACCUACCCCUACCUGUUUUGAUAGGCAUAGCAAAUAUCUUGCACGACGACAUGACAAAAUUGUACAUGGAAACGCCAAUCGACAAUCAUAAACAAGGACAUCUACAGUGACUUGCAAAAGUAUUCACCGCCUUGGCAUUUUUCCUAUUUUGUUGCAUUACAACCUGUAAUUUCCAUGGAUUUUCUUUGGAUUUUAUGUAAUGGGCCUACACAAAAUAGUCCAACUUGGUGAAGUGAAAUGAAAAACAAAAAAACCUGUUUAAAAAAUUCUAAAAAAAUUAAAAUCUGAAAAGUGGUGCGUGCAUAUGUAUUCACCCCCUUUGCUAUGAAGGCCCAACAGUGACCUUCAGAAGUUACAUAAUGAGUUAAAUAGUCCAGCUGUGUGCAGUCUAAGAGUCACAUGAUCUCGGUUUAAACACACCUGAUCUGACAGGCCCCAGAGGCUGCAACACCACAAUGCCAGGGCCCCCACCAAGCAGGUGACAUGAAGACCAAGCAGCUCUUCAGACAGGUCAGGGACAAAGGGUUGGACAAGUAUAGAUCAGCGUUGGGUUAUUAAAAAUAUCCCAAACUUUGAACAGAGCAAAAUUAUCUCCAUUAUUAAAAAAUGGAAAGAUUAUGCAACCACAACAAAACUGCCAAGAGAGGGCUGCCCAAAACUCACAGGCUGAGUAAGGAGGGCGUUAAAUCAGGGAGGCAACAAAGACAGCACAGAUAAAUCUGAAGGAGCUGGAAAGCUCCACAGCCGAGAUGGGAGUAUCUGUCCGUCAGUCUGCUUUAAGCCGUACACUCCACAGAGCUGAGCUCCAGUUUUAUGUUGUUGUUGUUGUUGUUGUUUUUUUUAAUUUCUUGCUUGUUUCACAAUAAAAAUAUUUUUCAUCUUUGAAGUGGUAGGCAUGUUGUGUAAAUCGAAUGAUACAGCCCCCCUGAAAUACAUUUUAAUUCCAGGUUAUAGGGCAACAAAAUAGGAAAAAACGCCAAGGGGGUAGAUACUUGUCAAAGCCUCUGUAAUGACUGAAGACACCUACAAAAACACAACAUCUUUUUAUCUUUGUUUUAUUGUUGUUAAUUCAAGUUGCUACAUGGGGUAAACUGAACCUGAUAUUACUGAUAUUAGGCUAGUUUGUUUUUCUACAGCUGUUAAACAGAAUGCAUCUCCUAUCUGUAUGUUUUCUAUCACAUAAAAAGUGACAAGGAAAGGCU